CAUUUAUUAAAUAAUUAUGUAAUAAGAUAACAGUAAAGCUUAUUUGAUAGAAGAAAGACAAUAGGGUAAACUAUUUAUUACGAGAAUUAGAUUAUUAUUAAGAACCUGCAAAAUAAUAAAUGUAAUAUCCACCUCUUCCUACCUAUACUCCUCCACCUACUUAUCCUCCUUAAGCUCAAUAAUAAUAAUUUAGUGCACCAUAAAACGUUCCUUGUAAAAAUAAUUAUUAUAUAUUUAGAUUAAACAGCUCCUCCACAACAAGGUCAACCAUAAAUCAUUGUUGUCAAUUAAGGAAAUGAUAAUCCACAUUCGGUGAUGCUAUGUAAUUAAUCCAAAUUUCCAAUUUUAAUUACUUGUCCUUAUUGCAAAAAAGAAGGAAUUACUAGAAUAGAAUUUGUAGCAGGUUCAGGAACCUGGUUAUGCUGUUACUUAUUAUUUCUAUUUUGUUACCCUCUUUGUUGUUGGAUUCCAUUUGUUUCAGAUAGCUGCAGAGAUGCUAAUCAUAUGUGUAACACUUGUGGGGCUCUUGUUGGAUCUUGUCCAUAUAAAGUAUGUGGAUGAAAAAUGAGUUGAUGC
This is a messenger RNA of Paramecium sonneborni, 576 nucleotides long. Lineage: Eukaryota; Ciliophora; Oligohymenophorea; Peniculida; Parameciidae. The record is from the annotation of a GenBank genome assembly.